Messenger RNA from Ostrea edulis (European flat oyster), 1467 nucleotides. RefSeq names its product multiple epidermal growth factor-like domains protein 10. The transcript is spliced from 6 exons. Bases 1 to 876 code for a protein of 291 amino acids. Lineage: Eukaryota; Metazoa; Mollusca; Bivalvia; Ostreida; Ostreidae. Gene Ontology annotation, molecular function: scavenger receptor activity. The record is from RefSeq and is a predicted model, not a curated record.
AUGCCGUGUUAUCUGUUCUACAUAGAAUGUGACGGGGAAAAAUAUGGACUUGGCUGUAUACAUGACUGUGGGUCCUGUCUGGAUAAUAAACAAUGUCACCACAUAAACGGAUCAUGUCUUCAAGGAUGUGACGCCGGAUUUCAAGGAGAGCUUUGUAAAACUAAAUGUUUUCCUUGCAAAUUCGGAAAGAAAUGUGAGCAAAAUUGUUCUGAUAAUUGUGAGGACGAUCUCAAAACUUGUAACAGAACAACGGGAGAAUGCACGGCUGGGUGUCGCCCGGGCUAUGAUGGGCUAAGAUGUGGCAGGGAGUGUGUUGAUAACCAGUACGGACAAGAUUGUAAUCAGACGUGCGGAAAAUGUCGAGAUGGUACACAGUGUCAUCACGUCAGCGGUUCCUGUAAUGACGAAUGUAAACCUGGAUACCAGGGUAACAAAUGUACUGAGGUCUGUGAGUUUGGACAUUUUGGUGCAAGUUGUAAAGCGGAAUGUAGCGUAUUCUGUCAGACAUCACGUGAUUGUCAUCAUGUGACGGGCUAUUGUACCUCUGGUUCCAAAACUGGAUGGCGUGGAAACAAUUGUUUAGAAGUUGAUACUCAACAACAGGGCACAGAGUGCGACAGAAACUACGAAGCCAGAUUCUAUGGUGUCUUAUCUGCAUUUUGCAUUAUACUGGUUUUUAAUGGGGUGUAUGUUCUUUACAGAAUCAUGAAAUGGAACAAGAAGAGAUUGGUUAAAGAUAAGAAAUAUCGUGCGAGUGACUCCACCAUUAGCACCAAAGACACAGUUUUACAAGUCUAUAAAGACGAGAACGUCAACAGUGGAUAUCAAGAGCUUGGAGAAUUGAGUACAUCGUCAACCUAUGACACCAUUCGCUAGAGGGAUAUAGUGUUUAAAUAUAAUUUUCCUAAGACAUCGCUGUCAGCAUCUUUUGUAUCGCGAUACCAUAACGUUGCAGUGUUGAACACCUGCGAUAUAGCGAUUUUUCUACACAAACACACACUUUCUAAAAAUAAAAGUCUGGAUAAAUAGUUGUUACCCUGGUCCAACCGCCUUUUCGGUUUGUCAGUUUGUCAUACGUCCUUUUUCUUCCAACCUCUGUUUUGUUUUAAACAGUAACCAAUUUUGUUUAGAUAUGAUAGGUUAUGCCUUAUAUAUGUGCAAGAAGAUUUCGAUUCUUUUAUUUUCAUCAUGGAGGCCAAAUGGAGUUUGAAAAUUUACGAAAACAAGGUUCCCGGAAUUACAUUUUACGGAGUAGGCAAAUUAUCCUUUGAAAGGUGGUUGGUUGACUGAUCAAUUGCGGUUUUAUGCUGUUUGGGCAAUAUUUCAGCCAUUUCAUGGCAGUAUAAAGAUAACUGGUGAUGUCCUGUAGAUUUCUAACGAUCGUUUAAAAUUUUAUAUUUUGUCCUCGAAGCCAAAUAGAGGUAAGACUAAGAUGAUUUCUCUUGACAAUAAAAGACCUGGUUCCCA